UAACAGCUGACUAUGAAUACGCACAAUUAUAUGAACAUGUCCACAUAUCAACGGCAACGCCAACGCCAAAGUUAUCGCACGCAAAAAGAUGGGCAUCUUUCAUCUUUUUGCGCGCGUUGUCAAUCAGCUGAUGGAUAUAAAUUUAAUGAAAAUUUGAGAAGGACGCGGCGAACAAAUUAAAUUGACUGAAUUUUCACUUAAAAACGUAAAAUGGAAGAUAAAUUAAUAGAAGCUGUCAGUGCGCACCCCUGCCUCUACGAUAAAAGCUCCAACCUUUUCCGAAACAAAUUUUUAAAGGAAAAGGCUUGGGAGAAGGUGGCACAGCUGGUGGGCGUAUCUGAAAAGCAUUGUCAAACGAGGUGGAAGUCUCUGAGGGACCGCUUCGUCCGGGAGACUGCUGCAUUAAAAGGGCGGUCGGGGGCUGCUGCUGAGGAAAUGCCAACAUGGUCGCACAUGGAGGCAAUGAGUUUUUUAAAAGAUCAUGUUGCUCCUCGAAGAACGUUUUCGAGCCUGGAUUUCUCCCAAACGGAUGGGGAUACAAUUAACAGCAACACACAGGACUCAGAGGUGGAGAAUUGCGAAGAAAUUAGUUCUCCAAGAGCCUCUAUUGACGCUAGCUCCAUAAAAAAAAACGGGCCCGAAUGGAAGACAAGGCAAAUGAGAGAUUUGGGUCACUAUGUGAUGUAGUGAAUAAAUUCGUAGAAAGGCAAUCUGAAUCCGAAAGCUUUGAUAAAAGCCGCAAUUACGAGUUCUAUAAGGUUCUGGAUAGUUACUUAUUAAAGCA
Molecule: messenger RNA, 784 nt
Organism: Rhagoletis pomonella (apple maggot)
Lineage: Eukaryota; Metazoa; Arthropoda; Insecta; Diptera; Tephritidae
Product: transcription factor Adf-1-like
Exons: 4
Coding region: 211-687 (158 amino acids)
Biological process (GO): regulation of transcription by RNA polymerase II
Cellular component (GO): transcription regulator complex; nucleus
Source: RefSeq, a predicted model, not a curated record